CUUGUAAAAUAGAUAAAGCUUGAUUCGUUCUCUUUCUACGCAGUCUGGUGUCAUCAUUGACAGAUGUCAUGCUCUUUUUUCUUUUAUUACAUUAGCUAUUCUUUUUCGCCGAAUAUUUUGGGUAUGAAAUGUCUCUCGUGACUCCUAUGUAGGACGUAGUUUUCUUCAUAACAUUCAUUUGGUCUUUUUACUCAUUACAGAAUACGAUCGUAGUUUCCUAUAUAACUUUGCAAUGGUCAUCCGUGUUAUGUCAUAUAACAUUUUAGUACCCAUCUUUGCCAAUCAACCAAAACAAUUUUCUAAAUGUCAACCUGAAUAUCUUCAAACUGACUAUUGAUAGAAUCUGAUUCGAACUGGUUUAGAACAAGAAAUUGUUCGUCAUGAAAACAUUAAUAUCUGCUUACAAGAAUUAUCUCUUGCACUUUUACCUGAACUUGAAUUAUUUUUUCGUCAGAUGAAUUAUACAUUUUUUCAUAAUCUUUAUGACGGAAGAAGAAAUGAUUAUAUGGGUAUCGAAAUUGCAAUUCCACUUUCUAUGUAACUCAAUUCAAUUUCUAUUAAUAAAAUUGGAGAUCAUAUACGUUUCAUGACUACACUUCAUUAGAAAAAGUCUAACUUCUAUACAUCGGAAUCAAAUCUGUAUCCGUUUGUUGUGAGCAAAUUUAUACAAGUUGCAUCAGAUCCAUGGGCAAUUGCGCUGUAUAAAAUAAAUAUUCCUAUUUGUAUAGGAGUUGUUAUUAAUAAUAAACCAGUAUAUAUAUAUCGGUACAUAUCACAUGCCUUGUCUUUUCAAAGAACCUGAUAUAAUGUUAAUUCAUUCUUCAAUUGUUAAAGAUUUAAUGUUUCAAUUAUGAUAGGGACAUGAUUUUAUUCUAGCAGGUGACUUCAAUUUGAAACGAUGGGACAUCACUUACAAAGCUUUAACAGGAAAAGAUAAUUGUGCCAUCAAUUUACCGGAAUCGAAUACUUAUGAAAUAUCCUAUCGAUGCAAUGUUAAACAAAUAUUGAAAACUGCCUACCGACAGAGAAAUGAAAGUGAACCUGCUUACACAAAUUUUGUAGAUACAGACUUAUCAUUACGCUUCUGUGAUACAUUGGAUUACAUAUUCUUUUAUGGUGACCCUACGGUAGAAGAUGUUUUGGAAUUACCAGAUAAAUCUUCCAAUGAAUCUUAUCCUAAUCAAAUAAAUCCUUCGUAUCAUUUAAUGAUUGCAGCAACAUUUCGAUUAUAA
This is a messenger RNA of Rotaria sp. Silwood2, 1232 nucleotides long. Lineage: Eukaryota; Metazoa; Rotifera; Eurotatoria; Philodinida; Philodinidae. The record is from the annotation of a GenBank genome assembly.